AUGCUUGCUGCUACCCGAAGUUUGGGCGGGCUCUACAAGGUGCCUGGACGCAAAUCCCUCGGUGAGAUUUGCAAGCUCAGCCUGCUUGAGGCAACGCCAGAACCUCAGUUAGCCACAAUAUGGAAUGAACACCACAAGCAGUUCGUCCAAUACUGGGGCCGAACCAUCUCGGCUGAUGCGUACUACGCUCUGCAGCCGCGUCUUAAGCAGUCACCGUACUUUGUCAUUCCGGUGUUCCGAACGAAGGGACUAUUUAACGUGGUGACAAACUGGGACCGCGAUCUUGUUGGUGUCGCGCCACUUGCGGAGUGGCAAGAGAAGCAAGACAGCGCGCAGGUACACAUGACAAUUCAGUUCUUUACGGAACUGGCACGCACAAAACGGAUGGUGAUGGUGCGGUGUGAGAUUAAAGACAAGGUGUUUGUCCGCCAGGACUGCGUGUUUGUAACGCAGAUGCUGCUGAAGUAUUACUCCGAUCCUCAACUAUACGAGAUGUGGGUGGAGGUGUUUAAUAAGCGUCCAACCCAGUUUGAUUAUCACAUGUACCUGCGGAACAUGAAAGAUGAAGCGAAGCGGGAUGAUAUACGCAUCGAGGACAAGAAGGCGCAGGUGAGGAUGGACGCCUACGGGCCGGUGAUUGACACGCCGCCGGAUGCCAUCGCGCAGCAGAUAUUAAAAAGUGUUGAUUCUGGCGCGCCACCACCAGGAGAGAGUCUUAACGGCUGCAAUGGAUAUAGGAAAGAGUAG
This is a messenger RNA of Trypanosoma brucei brucei TREU927, 747 nucleotides long. RefSeq lists its product as hypothetical. Gene Ontology annotation, cellular component: mitochondrion. The record is from RefSeq and is a predicted model, not a curated record. The transcript has a single exon. Lineage: Eukaryota; Euglenozoa; Kinetoplastea; Trypanosomatida; Trypanosomatidae. The coding region runs from base 1 to 747 and encodes 248 amino acids. Gene Ontology annotation, biological process: mitochondrial proton-transporting ATP synthase complex assembly.